GAAACACUGAUCUAGAGGAUUGCACUGUUAUUUUUGACACGUUAGGGUGCAGCCAGACACUGGAUCUCAACAGAUGUUGCAGCCAAUCCUGCUACUGAAUUUAUAUCUGCAAAUGCAUAUUUCUUGUAUUAAUUGGAGAUUUUUUUCUCACUGGGUUAAAUGAGAGUUCCACAGAAGCAUCGUUACCGCUGCUUGGAAAAUUUCUGAAGGUGGCAUGUGAAUUUUAAAGUACUCCCCCUUUGUUCAGAAGGGGUGAACUUCAUGCCUUAAAAAGAAUUUUUAUCCUCCGGUAAGGCAAACCCUGCAAAGUGUGGAUACGAGCCCUUUUAAGACUUGUUGAAGUUUUACAACUCUAUCUAAAAGCAAACCCAACUUGAAUUCGCUGAGUUGCAACAUGAGGAACCAAAGGUUAACUAUGGAAUUCACUUGUGGGGUGUAGAUUUUUUAGCAGUUCAUUAUCCAUUAGCCCAAAACAAAUUAAAAUUAUAGAGAAAGCGCAUGUCACCUGAUACAUUUUCCUCUCGGACAUAGAUUUUGGAUCUUGUUUGAAGGAGAGGUUAUGUAAACCUCUUUCUCUCUCUGAAGGCUGUGUAUCGUGUACUUUAAAAGAAUCCACAAUUGUCUUACCCAAAGAGAAUAUCCAGAUGGCACAAUUACAAAUAAUUGUGCAAAGCAUCUAACUCAGUUUCACACCAGGAAGGCUCAGCCAUAUGCAGCCUCAGGAGCCCUCCCGAAAAUAUUAAAUCCAUGGCUGGGGAAUCAUUAUAUUAACUGCAUGCAGCUCAUUUAAUUUUAACGGUAAAUGGAAGGGCCGGUUGGGCUGAUCUCGAAAAAAGCUAAGCAGGGUCAGAUCUGGUUAGAACUUGGAUAGGAGACCCCUGGAGACCCUAAGACGAAUAGGCUAGAUCUGGGACAUUGAGGCUUCAGUUGGUUUACUGCAGAAUUGCUCUUUCCUACCAGCCCAGAAUUCUGGGCCUUGUGGUCAUUUUUUUUUCCAAUGGGUGGGUGGGGGGAAUUCCCUUCUCUGUACUCUCAAUUUCAUUAGUGCUCCUUAAGCCCAGUCUGUUUUUGCAGCAGACCCCAUUUUAUUUAUUUAUUUAAUUUGUAUUUCAAAUUUGUCACCGCCCAUCUCACUGCUGAGUGACAGUGGAUGGAUGGCUCCUGAAACUUCAGUUAAUUUUUUGUACUUCCCACACUGACAGUUUAUCGCAGUAUUUCUCAACCUUGGGAACUUGAAGAUGUGUGGACUUCAACUCCCAGAAUUCCCUGGCCAGUCGUGUUGAAGUCUACACAUCUUUAAGUUCCCAAGGUUGAGAAGCACUUGUUUAUUGCCUACUGAAAAUGAGCAACCCACUUCUUCCAGCAAUUGCCUUGAUCCAUAUCCAAAUUCCAGGCAGCCAGGACAAAUGUUUGUGAGGAGUGACAACCAGCUGUACCCGGGGUGGAGAUACCCUGGCCCAAGAGAAGCUUCAUUGUUGCUGCUGUUGAGUAGGAAAUGCCAUCAAAGGCACACAAAGGACCCCCUCACUCCAUGUUCAGCAGUUUCUGAUGGCAGGUCUGAGGAUCCCUCAGCCUGAGGGACAGGAGGUGAUGUCCCCUUUGAUCUCAGUAGCUUUCAGCUCCUCACCAUCUUUAAGUUUCUCUGUCACAUUAAAAUGAACUAUAUUUGGAAGAAAAAGGAGCCACGUUUCUUGGUGUUCUUUAGGGACUUUCUUGAUGUUCUCUAGGGACCACCAAACUCACCGUUUGCUGGGAGGGCAACCGUUUGAGAGCGGCCUCCUCUUUUCCUGUCUCAGGGAUGUAGAUGAACCAAAUCUCUUGGUUCCUGUGUUGGGGCAGGUUUCAUCUCUGAAAUGGGAUCUCUGCACUGGGAGAUAAUAUUUGCCUUAUAUUCAAUUUAUAUGCUCACCUAUGAAGUCUCUGACCUCAUUUCAGGACGGGAUACAUUGGGCUUAUCCAACAUGGCAGAGUUUGUUAGUGUUAAGAAAUGUAGGAUUUAUUUGACAGAUUUUCUGCAAUGUUUUGGGAUGGGAACAUGCAGAUUCCUCAUCCUGUCUGGCCAACAGGUGUGAUUGCUCAGAAUGGUAGAAUAACAUAAGCUAGAGUUCUGUGCAAAGUUAAGGAAAGGUGAAAGCAGGUAUUAAAUUAUUUUCACAGUAUUUUGUAAAAAAAUCCCCACCAUAGUGGCAUCCGAGGCUGUCAUUUUCUAUUCUCUUGAAACAAGCAGGAAAAAAGAAUAGCCAGCUGUCUACCAUGAAUUGAUGUUUUUAAAAUUGGGUUUUGUGAAAAGCAAUAGUAAAAUAAGAGCUUGAUCAUGCAGAAACAAAGCCUGGGGACACCGAUAGGAAAUGGUGAGAUAUUUCUCCAGACUAAUCAUGGGGAUUUCAAUCUCUUUUUAGUGAGGUUCUAAUUUGCACCCGGGAAAUAGGACAUUAAUCAAUGAUCCAUGCUUUGUGAUCGUAGGAAGAAGGCAGCAUGAAGUGGCAAUUUCUAGUGACUGAUCAUGUAGAAAUGAUUGCUUCUUCUGAAUUUAGAAUUAAUAACAUGCUCUUUCUCCAGCUGAAAGUAAUUGCGGUCGAUGAACAGUUGAGAGUCAUCCAUGAGGACAAUAUUAAUUUUGACAAAGAUCUCCCGGAAUUUGGCACUCAAGGUGGUGUUUAUGUACACGAUGACAGAUUAUCUGUGUCUUCUCCUGUGUUAAUGUGGGUCAAGGCCCUGGAUCUGAUUUUGGAAAAGAUGAAGUCUGCGGGCUUUAAUUUCUCCACUGUAAAAGCUUUGUCUGGAGCUGGGCAGCAACAUGGAAGUGUCUAUUGGAAAGAAGGAGCGAGCUCUGUUUUGCAGAAUUUAUCACCUGCUCUUCCUUUACAUCAGUCACUGAAGCAGAGUUGUUUUUCUGUCAGCACCAGUCCAGUUUGGAUGGAUUCCAGCACAAGUGCCCAGUGUAGUUCUCUGGAAAAAAGUGUUGGUGGGGCUCAGAAACUAGCUGACAUCACUGGCUCCCGAGCUUAUGAGCGUUUUACAGGAAACCAGAUAGCGAAGAUUUACAGCCAGAAUCCUGAAGUCUAUUCACAAACUGAGAGAAUUUCCUUGGUCAGCAGCUUUGCAGCCUCCCUUUUCCUGGGUGCUUAUGCUCCCAUAGAUUAUAGUGAUGGAUCUGGCAUGAACUUAUUGCAGAUCCAGGAAAAAGUUUGGAAUCCAGCCUGCCUUGAUGCUUGUGCACCCCAGUUAGGAAAAAAACUGGGCCAACCUGUGCCCUCCAGCAAAAUACUGGGUUUAAUUUCACCAUAUUACACUGAACGCUUUGGAUUUAAUCCUGCCUGCAAAAUAGUUGCAUUUACUGGGGACAAUCCAGCAUCUCUGGCUGGAAUGAGACUUGCGAAAGGAGACAUUGCGAUUAGCCUUGGCACUAGCGAUACCUUGUUUCUCUGGAUUCAAGAGCCAAAGCCUGCUUUGGAAGGUCACAUUCUCUGUAAUCCAGUUGAUUCACAAGCAUAUAUGGCCCUCCUUUGCUACAAGAAUGGUUCCUUGAUGAGAGAGAAGGUCCGAGAUGAGCGUGCUUUGGGUUCAUGGGAAGAAUUCUCCAAAGCUCUUGUAUCAACAGCUGCUGGAAAUGGUGGAAAUGUGGGUUUCUAUUUUGAUGUGAUGGAAAUUACACCAGAAGCUGUGGGAAUUCACAGGUUCGACACCCACAAAGUCCAGACACCAACAUUCCCAAAGGAAGUGGAAAUACGGGCCUUGAUUGAAGGACAGUUCAUGGCCAAAAGGAUCCAUGCAGAGAAGCUGGGAUAUAAAAUCUUGCCAACCACAAAAAUCCUGGCUACUGGUGGGGCAUCCCAUAAUAAGGCAAUCUUACAAGUCCUGUCCGAUGUGUUCAGUGUUCCAGUGUACACUAUUGACACUGCUAAUUCAGCCUGUUUAGGUUCCGCUUACAGGGCAAUCCAUGGACUUGUGGCAGAGACGAGCGUGCCCUUGACCGAUGUUGUGAAAUCAGCACCAGGGCCCCGAUUAGCAGCUACUCCAACAGCAGGCGCAGCUCAGGUCUACCAACCCUUACUUAAAAGAUACAUGGAACUUGAGCAGGAAGUGCUGAAUAAGCCAAAAUAGCAUCUUCUAAGAGAAUCUAUCAAUAAUGGAUUACGUGAAAAGCAUACGGAAGAAUGAAAGAAACUGGACCCACAAUUGUGUGAAACAUUCCUUAAUUUUGUAAUUUAAAUUGAACUGUGGAAUAAAUGCUGCGCUUGUUCUGUUUAUCACGGUCCACCACAAGUGGUCCUUCAACAUCCAUGCACAACUCUAGUGCACUUCAAGCAAAGAUUUUGCACAGUUUCAAAUUAGCUUUGGACUUACCUGAUCAGAUGAUGUUUGCUCGUUUUGAGAGCUUGGUGUUUUGAAACCAGAGCAAAGCGGUUCCUUUCUUUUUCAUUUUUUUUUUCAAUUUGCAAGUUCUACAGGCAGAUCGUUUGCCUCUCUCGCUCUCCCAGGCUGAACUGAGCUAUUCCAUUUCAAGGCAGUUGCUAGAAAAAAUAAAUUUGCAGCCCAACUCAACCCCUGCUGCAUUUUAAAGUGGGAUUUCUGGAGCCUGACUGCCCUGUAUCCCCCACUCCAGGGACAGGCAACUAUGGUUAGAAGUAUUAGGAAAUGUAUCUACUGCAAACAUACUGUUUUAUUGUUAUUAUAUCUUCCCAUGCUUUUAAAUCCUACUGAGGGAUAAUGCCAAGGCAGCUUGUACAACUGUAGCUCACCUAACCUCCUACCGUACCAACAGGCAGGAAGCGGAAAGCAUUAGCAAUUUCUUUAAUUUCUAAUUUUUUUGAGCGGAGAAGGGAUUUUUAUUGCUCCUGGAGUUGUAGCAGCUCUGGGUGGGGCAGUGAUUGUAUGAUGCUUUUUAAUGCUCUCCUCCUGGCCAUUUUGGUGUUGGAGAAGAUUCCUGAGAAUACCGUGGACAGUCAAGAAAAUAAAUGGAUGGAUCAUCAAAUAAAUCAACUCAGAGUUCUCA
Molecule: messenger RNA, 4996 nt
Organism: Python bivittatus (Burmese python)
Lineage: Eukaryota; Metazoa; Chordata; Lepidosauria; Squamata; Pythonidae
Gene: XYLB
Product: xylulokinase
Biological process (GO): phosphorylation; D-xylose metabolic process; xylulose metabolic process
Cellular component (GO): cytosol
Molecular function (GO): D-xylulokinase activity
Source: RefSeq, a predicted model, not a curated record